AAUCGUGAAUUUAAACAUGGGCGAGAUCUAUUUCUCCAAUCAAAACAAGAACAACGUGGUUGUCGGAAAAUUGAAGUUAGCAGCAUGUCCCGUCAUUAACAAUUGCGUGUACUCCCCCGUCUGCUCAACAAGUUCACAUAAGGAAGGAAGCAUUCGACUUCUCAUUUCAUAAUUCUCAUCAAUCCAACCCAAGAGACGAACCCCAAAAGAAAAGCCAAUGAUGGAUUUUGAUGAGAUAUUUUCAUCUCUGAAUCUGUUCAGAGCUUCUGCAAAUUCAGUUUUAUCUCAGUACGAGCCUCUCGCGCUGCUUCUUGUUCCUAUCCUCACGCUUCUUGUUGCGCGAAUUCUCCAGUCUGUUCUUCGUGUAGUUUUCGAGAAAGGCCUUAAAUCUGCCGUCCUGGAGUUCUUCAUGGCCUCCGUCAAGUUGGUGCCUGGUGUGCAAAAGUACAUCGAUGCUGAAAAGCAAAAGGUUGUGGAUAAGUUGCAAGGUUCUGGUAAAUCGAAAAGAGAUGGUUGGAGGUCUGAGUUGCCGAAGACAGGCUUAGGAGUUGAGGUCAUUGAUAAAAUGAAGGAUGAGAAACAAAAAGACGUGGCAUGGCAGGGCAAAUGUUCUGGUACAGUCUAUAUUGCAGGAAAUGAACAGGAAGGGCACUUCUCUUUGAUUAACGAGGCAUGCUCAAUGUUUGCACAUACUAAUCCUCUACAUCUAGAUGUAUUCCAGAGUGUAGUAAGAUUUGAAGCAGAAGUUGUGGCAAUGACAGCUUCACUUCUUGGAAGUAAUGAAAAGGCCUCUGGAGGACAAAUAUGUGGAAAUAUGACAUCAGGAGGGACAGAAAGCAUAUUGUUGGCUGUGAAAACGUCACGGGAUUACAUGAAAGUUAAGAAGGGAAUAACUAGCCCAGAAAUGAUUAUACCAGUUUCAGCUCAUUCAGCAUAUGACAAAGCUGCACACUAUUUUAAAAUCAAAUUGUGGCGUGUUCCUGUGGACCAAGAUUUUCGAGCUGAUGUUAAAGCAGUCAAACGACAUAUUAACAGGAACACCAUAUUGAUUGUUGGAUCAGCACCUGGCUUCCCUCAUGGAAUUAUCGACCCGAUUGAGGAGCUUGGUGAGUUGGCUUCUACUUACAAGAUUUGUUUGCAUGUUGACCUUUGCCUUGGUGGUUUCGUGUUGCCGUUUGCUCGUAAGCUUGGGUAUCCUGUACCGCCAUUCGAUUUUUCUGUUCAGGGUGUAACCUCUAUAUCUGUGGACGUCCACAAAUACGGGCUCGCUCCGAAAGGAACAAGUGUGGUUUUGUAUAGGGACCAUGAGAUACGCAAGCAUCAAUUUGUUGCCGUCACUGAAUGGACUGGUGGGCUUUAUAUAUCUCCGACAAUUGCUGGAAGCAGGCCUGGCGGUCUCAUUGCUGGGGCUUGGGCAGCUAUGAUGUCUCUUGGGCUAGAAGGUUAUCUGGAGAACACGCGGAAGAUUAUGGAAGCUUCAAAGAGAAUAGAGAAGGGGGUCCGCCAGAUUCCGGAGUUGUUCAUCAUUGGAAGGCCUGAUAUGACGAUUGUGGCUUUUGGAUCCGACAUUGUCGACAUAUUUGAAGUGAAUGAUGUAAUGUCGUCAAAAGGCUGGCAUUUGAAUGCAUUGCAGAGGCCUAACAGCAUACACAUCUGCGUGACGCUUCAACACGUAGCCGUCACCGAAGAUUUCCUCAAGGAUCUGCAAGACUCUGUGCAAACAGUUAAAGCAAAUCCAGGUCCAAUCAAUGGAGGGCUUGCUCCAAUUUAUGGUGCUGCUGGAAAAAUGCCAGAUAGAGCUAUGGUCCAAGAUUUGUUGGUUGAUUUCAUGGAUAGCUCAUGCUAGUGCCAAAUGCCAAUCCUUCAUGCAUUUUUUAUUGUAUUUUCACCCUUGUGAUGCUACAUGUUUUCAAUUUAUGGAAAAUUGUCGAUUGUUAUACGUAAUAUUCAUGUAACAUUUGUUGAAAAGAUUAUGUACCUCUCCUCUCCAGUUUAUAUGCUUGUGCUCUCUGGCCAGUAAGAUUUUAUUA
Messenger RNA from Sesamum indicum (sesame), 2030 nucleotides. It is a transcript of the gene DPL1, whose product is annotated as dihydrosphingosine phosphate lyase. Gene Ontology annotation, molecular function: pyridoxal phosphate binding; sphinganine-1-phosphate aldolase activity. Lineage: Eukaryota; Viridiplantae; Streptophyta; Magnoliopsida; Lamiales; Pedaliaceae. Gene Ontology annotation, biological process: carboxylic acid metabolic process; sphingolipid catabolic process. The record is from RefSeq and is a predicted model, not a curated record. Gene Ontology annotation, cellular component: endoplasmic reticulum.